GGGGAGCGAGCGCGCCCGACGCAGCGUGACAGCGGCCCGCGGAGCAGCCGCAAAGUUCCCGUUCCCCGGGCUGCGGCGCAGCCUCUGCCCUGCGCGGGCGCCUCCCUCCGCCUUGUGCCCGGCGCCUUGGUGCGGCUCGCGCGCUCAGAGCAGCCCCUCUGCAGCCUGGGGCGCCCCGGGCCCUGAGAGCCCAGCCGAGGUCUCGGGGGCUCCCAACAGAGUGUCUCGCGCUGUCUCAGGGGCAAGGUUAAGAAGCUGCUUUGAUUACGAAGAGAGUUUGACUCAGUUUGCCUAAUUCUUUUAACAGAAGAUGUUAAGUAAAAGUGAAUCCCAUACUUCAUGGCAGGAAUCAGUGAUUAGCUCGACCUGGCUGACUUACAUAUUAGAAGAAUGGAUUGGUGUGGAGUACCACUAUUUAUACUAUAUCGGCUUCAUCUGGUGUGUGUUAAACAUAAUAUUCUUUGCACCUUUUUUAAUUUUCAUAAGUGGUAGUUGCUUUAUAAAUCUUCUCCUGCACAUUUACAAGAAAAAGAAUGGCCUAGAUGAGGAUUUCUCCAAUAAGUCAUGGGACAACGGAAGGUUCAUGGUGGCAUCCAUACUUAAUAUGUGUGGAAAACUGGGGAACGGUUAUGAGCUUCAUGGUAUUGAAAAAAUUCCGGAAGGACCAGGGCUUAUAGUUUAUUACCAUGGAGCCAUUCCUUUAGACUACUGCUUCUUUAUCUGUAAUCUUUAUAUACAGACGGGAAGACUUUGUUACUCAGCAGUUGAUCGCUUCUUUGCUAAGUUACCAGGAAUAGAACUGCUUUUUAACCUGUUCCCUGCAGUACAUAGUGGAAGAGACGAAAGUGUUGAAAUUCUGAAGAAAGGCAACUUAUUGGGUGUCUCACCAGGUGGAAGUCGAGAAGCAUUCUUUAGUGAUGAAAACUACAACCUCCUGUGGGGUAAUCGCAAAGGCUUUGCUCAAGUGGCUAUAGAUGCAAAAGUGCCCAUCAUCCCUUUGUUUACACAGAAUAUUCGGGAAGGAUAUAGGACAUUUGGAAAAAUAGGGUUUUUCAGGUGGUUCUAUGAACGUUCUCGAGUGCUACUCAUUCCUGGAUAUGGAGGGUUCCCAGUCAAACUUCGCACAUACGUUGGAGAUCCCAUUCCAUAUGAUCCAAAUAUAACAGCUACGGAACUAGUUGAAAAGACAAAGAUUGCCAUUGAAACGCUAAGAGACAGACACCAAAAACUACCAGGAAGUAUACUAAGAGCUCUGUUGGAACGAUUUGAUAAACAUCAGAAAGAAGACUAGUGUGUUUAAAUAUAUAUGUUGUAACUUGUGGGAAGAAAAACUGUAGUUUUCUUAAAAGUAUAAGAGACUGCAAACUACAUGUAUCAAGCAUUCAAUCAUAUCACUGCCUUAAACUCUCUCUCUCAUGUGGUCUGGCAACUUCAAUCCAAAUAAUAAAAGAAAAAGAAAUUAAGAGGUUCAUUAUACGUAGAGAAAAUGAUUAGAGAUUCUUAAACCACAUGAUAGACAUUCUGACAUAAGAGUUAGAGCUCAGGUAACAUUAGGAGCACAUUGUGGGAAGUCUAUUAUAGAGGGAGUCGACAUCAGAAAACUUGUAUUUGGUUUGUUUCCAAUUGUUGAUAGGAGAAUACUGCCCAUGUACAGACCAGAUGAGAGAGAGAGAGAGAUACACACUCACACUCUGGGUGUAACACACUUGUAACUAUAUUUUAAUAUUUAAUAAAGGUGCACAUAAAUGUAUAAAAGGUAAAGUUAUGAUUUAUCAAUAUUGCCUUUGCAUUAAUGUUGAGUGUUUUCCCUUAGUUGUUUUCCUUUGAACAAAGCCUUUGUUUAAUUUUAAAACAUUGCAAUUGAAUUAAUAAUUGAGGAAAACUAUAUGUACAUAUAUCUGAGGUCCUUAUGAGCUCUGCAAAAAAAAAAAUGGUACUCUGGUUAAAUAGUGUGAUACCACUGUGACACUGCACCCCAUAUUCAUCAUAGUGGUAUGAUUGUGAUACGAUACAUCUUGUGAGAUUUAUAUGGAAAAGUUAUGAUUUGCUGAAUAUGAUUAUCCUACUUGUGUGCGUGUAUCAUUCUGUAUCUGAAGUUAUGAGUAUUGACUAUGUAGCUGAGUAACACCCACAACUAGCUUUUCAGGUACAACAAUGAAGAUGCUAUACAGCUAUAACGUUUCAGCCAGCCUGCGAGUAAUGGCUGCUAUGACUCAGCAAGGUGUUUGGGUUUAUUUGCUAGGUCAGCUGUUUUGAUCUGUUUGCUCUCACUUAUAAUCACUUAAAAUCUCUUUCUGUAGUUGAUAAACUGGUUUUAUGCUCUGUCUUAACCAGUGUGUUUUGAGUGAAGUGUCUGGGAGAAUCUCAGCUCUGAACAAAGGCUGUUGUAUAUCUUUCCCACAUCAAGGGGGAAGCAAAUAUAUUAUUGAGCUUA
Chrysemys picta bellii (western painted turtle) is the source of this 2434-nucleotide messenger RNA. RefSeq names its product DGAT1/2-independent enzyme synthesizing storage lipids-like. Gene Ontology annotation, molecular function: acyltransferase activity. NCBI's taxonomy places the organism in Eukaryota, Metazoa, Chordata, Testudines, Emydidae. The record is from RefSeq and is a predicted model, not a curated record.